Messenger RNA from Dipodomys ordii (Ord's kangaroo rat), 564 nucleotides. It is a transcript of the gene Gstz1, whose product is annotated as glutathione S-transferase zeta 1. The transcript is spliced from 8 exons. Gene Ontology annotation, molecular function: maleylacetoacetate isomerase activity; glutathione transferase activity. Gene Ontology annotation, biological process: glutathione metabolic process; L-phenylalanine catabolic process. The record is from RefSeq and is a predicted model, not a curated record. Bases 20 to 547 code for a protein of 175 amino acids. Gene Ontology annotation, cellular component: mitochondrion; cytoplasm. Lineage: Eukaryota; Metazoa; Chordata; Mammalia; Rodentia; Heteromyidae.
AGGUCACUCACAUUGCACCAUGUCUGCUUCUGGGAAGCCCAUCCUCUACUCCUAUUUCCGAAGCUCCUGCUCAUGGAGAGUUCGAAUUGCCCUGGCCUUGAAAGGCAUCAACUAUGAGACAGUACCCAUCAAUCUCAUAAAGGAUGGGGGACAACAGUUUUCUGAGGAAUUUGAGGCACUGAAUCCCAUGAAGCAGGUGCCAGCCCUGAAGAUUGAUGGAAUCAUCAUUGGCCAGUCACUGGCCAUCAUUGAGUACCUGGAGGAAACUCGGCCCACUCCACGUCUCCUGCCUCAGGACCCAAAGAAGAAGGCAAGUGUGCGCAUGAUUUCUGACCUCAUCAGUAGUGGCAUCCAGCCUUUACAGAACCUGUCUGUCCUGAAGCAGAUGGGAGAUAACCCACAACCCUGGGCCCAGAAGGUCAUCAUUUCUGGCUUUGAUGCUCUGGAGAAGAUUCUGCAGAGCACAGCGGGGAAGUACUGUGUUGGAGACGAGGUGUCCAUGGCUGAUCUGUGUUUAGUGCCCCAGGUGGCCAAUGCUGAAAGGUAAAGACUUCAUCCUCCACC